Drosophila navojoa is the source of this 1636-nucleotide messenger RNA. RefSeq names its product eukaryotic translation initiation factor 4H1 (gene eIF4H1). Lineage: Eukaryota; Metazoa; Arthropoda; Insecta; Diptera; Drosophilidae. The record is from RefSeq and is a predicted model, not a curated record. Gene Ontology annotation, molecular function: RNA binding.
CGUGCACACGGCGACAAUCUUGGUAGUCAGUCUGCGGAUUGCAGCGAAUUCGCUCAUUUGAAAAAAAUAAAACAUGGCUGGAAGAGGUGGUUAUGAACACGCUAGAGGUGGCUUUGAAGGAGAGCGUCAUGUGAAGCAAUUGCCAACGGAACCGCCAUUUAUUGCGUUCGUGGGCAAUUUGCCACAGGGUCUCGUCCAGGGCGAUGUUAUGAAAAUAUUCAAUGACUUUGAGGUGAAAAACGUGCGACUGGUUAAGGAUCGAGAAACGGAUCAGUUUAAAGGCUUCUGCUACGUGGAGUUUGAAACGCUUGAUAACUUGGAACGAGCUCUGGAAUGCGAUGGACGUAUCAAAUUGGAUGAUCUAUCGGCCCCGCUAAGGAUAGACAUUGCGGGUCGCAAGAAAAAUGACCGCCCUGGUGGCGGAAUUGGCGGCAAUGGCGGCGGCAUGAAUCGCGAUGGUCGGGAUGGGUUCCAGAAGCGCGGACCACCGCGUCAGGGCGGCACCAGUCAAUCGUAUAGCCGAGGCGGCCCUGGCACCGGCGGUGGUCGCGAGGCCGGUGGCGGCUCUGGUAAUCGCGGCGAUAGUAGAGGUUCGUACAAUGAUAAUUAUGGUGGUCACAGUGAUAGAAGUCGUGGCGGCGCCAGCUCCGGCAUGAAUAGAGGAUACAAUGAUCGCCCGGCUAACCGAGGCCGAUAUGGCAACUUCAAUAAUGACGAGAGAUUCGAUCGAAAUCAGGAUCGGGACCGCGGUCAGCGAGAGGGCAGCUAUGGGAAUCAGUCGCGCGAUGGCGACAGAUAUAACAACUUCAGUCGGCAUCGUGAUCGCGAGCGUACCCACUACAAUCCCAACCAGCAGCAGGAACGUCCCACUGGCGUUGGCAUCGGCGCCAUCGGUAACAACUCUAUAAUGUCUGGUUCAGAUUCAAAGAUUGCUCAUGCUGAAUUUCCAAUUGCAGAUGACACGGAGCGGCCACGCCUGCAGCUAAAGCCGCGAACAAUUGCGGCGCCCAUCAAUGCGGUGGCCGAAACCAAACAGGCGGCAACCAUUUUCGGCAACGCCAAGCCCCGGGAAGAGAAACUGAAGGAGCUGCAACAGAACGUCAAUCAAAAUGGCGAUAACUAGAUGACGGCGGCGGUGACGGCGGCGGCUCUGAAAUCUUUAAAUAUGCCUAAAUGAUAUUUAAACCAAGCAAAAAGUAAAAAGCAAAAUAAUAGAAAUGGCCCAGAAGAAGAAGAAGAAGAAGACGACGACGAUGAGACGAGUUGAUGGUAAUGAUAGAGGCAUAUAUCAUUUGUGUGAGAGAGCGGCGUGCAUAUAUAUGAAGAGAGGCGGAAGACGAAGAUGAAGAUGGAGAUGAAAACAAAAACAAUACAAAAUAUAAUUAAUAACUAUGCUAUAUACCUAUUAUAUAAAAAGCUAUGUACUAUGCAUACAUAAUACACAUAAACAACAUACUUGGCUGGCCCUCCCCAUGUCGGCCAACAAACAACCGAGCAACUUAACAAACAAAUAACAAACAACCAAGAAAAGCGGAGACAAACAAAUGUAAUCAGAGCAACAAACAAUACGACAAAAUACUUUCUUACUUCAUGUCUGUUCGUUGGAAAGUGGAACUAAGCGAAUUGUAACUGUAAU